Molecule: messenger RNA, 3368 nt
Organism: Lemur catta (Ring-tailed lemur)
Lineage: Eukaryota; Metazoa; Chordata; Mammalia; Primates; Lemuridae
Product: neuferricin
Exons: 4
Coding region: 290-931 (213 amino acids)
Cellular component (GO): membrane; endomembrane system
Source: RefSeq, a predicted model, not a curated record
GUCAUCCCGCAGCUUCCUUUCUCGCCAUCUUUGUUGGGGGCCGACAACCUAUAAGCCAAGAGGGGCUGGCAGUUGCUCCACGCCCUCAGCAUCCCCUCGCGUUCACAAGCUAUGCUGAAAAAGUAAGAGAAAGAGUCGGAGUCAGAGAGUCAGCUUUUCGCCAAAGAAAGAGAGAGAUAGAAAGAUAGAGAGAGACACAGAGACGCUGGUGGCGUCACGGUCGGCGCGUCCCCCAUCUUAGUUGUGGACAGAGAAGCGGCAACUUGGGAAGUGUGGCGGCGCUGUGUCAAUGCUGAGGCUGGGCGGCCGUGGGCUCUGGCUGGGGCUGGCUGUAGCGGCAGCUGCGGUGAUGGCAGCACGGCUGAUGGGCUGGUGGGGUCCCCGCUCUGGCUUUCGCCUUUUCGAACCUGAGGAGCUGGCCCGCUACCGCGGCGGCCCUGGAGACCCGGGCCUCUACUUGGCGUUGCUCGGCCGCGUCUACGAUGUGUCCUCGGGCCGGAGGCACUACGAGCCCGGGGCCCACUAUAGCGGCUUCGCAGGCCGAGAUGCGUCCAGAGCGUUUGUGACUGGGGACUACUCUGAAGCAGGCCUUGUGGAUGACGUAUCUGGCUUGUCAUUCUCUGAGAUGCUGACACUUCACACCUGGCUUUCAUUCUAUGAGAAGAAUUAUGUAUUUGUCGGGAGGGUGAUAGGAAGGUUCUACAGAGAGGAUGGACUGCCUACCCCAGAACUGAUGCAGGUAGAAGCCAUGAUCACCAAAGGCUUGGAGGCAAAUAAACAGAAACUGAAAGAGAAGCAGAAGUUUCCACCGUGCAAUGCUGAGUGGAGCUCAGCCAGGGGCAGCCGGUUCUGGUGCUCCCAAGAGAGCCCACAGUGCCAGUCCUCUCUUCAAACCUCGGCCAGCAGGAAGCUCACGAGUGGAUCCCCUUGAGUUGCUCCUGAAAAAUGGAGGCAGGGAGGGCAUUCCUGGCCCCUCUGGAGAACCUGAGUGGGGCCAGGUGACUGAGCUGGUGCACCUGUGAUCACACAUGUUGCCAAGAGCACAGUAAGUUCAUGUAGCUACUCAGUUUGCCUAAAACAGCCACUUUUUGGCUGCUGUCAACAGUGUAUUUCUGAAAAAUGUUGGAAUUCAAACUUUCCUAGAGGGUAGCUCUUAAAGAAAUUUAUUCACACGUCAGGAGUUUUUCAAUUUGUUUGUUUUUAAUGCUUAUCGGUACCUCUGCAUUAGAAGUAACUACAAAUGUCUUAUUAAAGUUUCCACUUUAAAUGCACAAUUUUACUUCAUUUUAUUAUAAGGAACUGUUACAGAAAAUGCAAAUAUCAGUAUCUGAAAAAUACAUUCCAUUACACGGACUCCAAAGGAACAAUGCCGAUAAGCGCCAUGGUCCUAUACGAUGCCAUCACCCCACACUGAGCACCACCGCAAAUGGUCUGGAAGCCAAGGGGACCAACCCAAAUGUGUGCCUGCAGUCUCUGCCCAGCUACUGCCCUUCCCCUUGGUAUCACACAGGAAUGUCCUGGUAACAGCCAGCUCACACAUCUGCCAGACAAGGGCAAGUCAUUAAGUUGAGCAGUCCCAACUCAAGACUCCCUAGCUGCAAAAAACCAAUGUCAUCAGUUGUUAACAGGUUAAUAUAUUAUUUGUGCCACACAAAAAAGGAACUGUACAAGUAAUGAUCUUCCAAAGAAAGUCUUUAAGGCAUCUAUAACUUCUGGGAAUUUUAAGUGUUUAGUUGAUGUCUUGUCAAACUGUUAGCUCUUCACUAAGUUACUUCCACAAAGUGAGAAUGUGGCUUCCAAAUCCCUUUGGCAAGUUGUUUCCCCUCUGCCUCCUCCUCUCCCGCCUGGGAGUGGGAAGCUUUGGCGCUGCAGGUAGUUCUUCGGGGGCUUGUCCUGAGGGAAGCAAGUGUGUCUGUCAUGAAAGCAUUACAUUUACUUGUUCAUGCUACUGUCACUUGGGAAGUUAGUUUGCCUCUCAGGUCUAAGUAUUACACAGCUCAGAAGUGUUCUUUAUCUCCAGAUAAAGGAAACUUAGAUGAAGUUCAAGGCUCUCCCCUCUCCCAAGACCUUCCCUCCUCUCCAUGCCUAUAGACAAGAUUAGUGCCGUAAUGGUUCGGUGCAACAGGCCGGGGCAUGAACUGGGGAGAGUGGUGAGACCACAUGCACACUGAGCUCCACGCUCCAUUCAGGGAGAAGACCGAGGAAGCUGAACAGGGUGGUCAGAAAUGACUCAGGGCUCUGAGGUAGAGGACUAAAGGUCACGUGGACCCCACUCCUUGGAGAGAAUGUGGCAGGUGAACUGAGCAAUCUAAUCCAGCCUCCACUAAAUUUGUAAUUAGGGUUGACAGUGCACAAGCACAAAACUCUAAAUGGAACACAUGUUCUAAUACAUCAUUCAGUGAGACACCUCUAGAGAGACAACUGAAAAUUAAAAAGUCCUAAGUGUAGGCACUUAAGUUUGGGGGAAAUUUCUGUGUUAGAGGAUCAUAGCAAAUUAGUUUAAGCCAUUCAAUUUAUAAUAUAUAUAGCACAUGGUUUGUACCUUCGUCUUAAAAGCAAAAAAAGACUGUUGAGAAUACACUGUAUGAUGAUAAAUCUGGUGAUGAGUAAGAGGCAGUUAUAAAAGCUAAUUCAGCAUAACAAGGUUGACUGAUGCAGCAAAUUAUAUUUCAGUAAAGUUUAUUCCUCCUGCUCUACUCAUUCACAAUUGGCAACUUUCUGAAUGAAAAAAUUAAGUUUUUCCUACUAGUACUUAAACUAUAGAUUAAAAUUUAACGAGAACAGCUAGGCAGUUUUGUAGGCAAGUCUUGACAGCACGGAGAGCACAAAAGGGACUCAGCAUGCCUCGCCCUGGCCAGGGCAGUGUGUGUGGGAGUCCUACUGGGGCAGCUGCCACUCAAAGAACCUGCUGAGUGCAGCCCAGGGAACAUUGGCGUGGUCAGGGAGAUUUCCUAAGAUUGGAAAGAUGCUUUUUCUAUAUCUACACGAAUGCACCCUGAAGCCAAUGUAGAACUAAAAAAAUGUACCCCCAAUCCGUGGCUGGUCAGUACCACUGUUAUCCCUGGACUCUGUGAAGAAACAGAAGCUUGAAUCAACAUAUUUUAAACAUGAUCUUAAGAUUUUAAGAGCAAUUACAGGUAAGACUGUGACUGAAAUUGGUGCGGUAGGCAAGGGCAGCACAAUCAGCCUCAUGAAUUCCCAUCCCUGAUGGAAAUCCAAUCCCAUGAAUUCCCUCCUGAUUGAAUCCCCAUCCUCCCCUCUCCACUACGAACGUUAAAAGAACAAGCAUCUAUGUACUGACCACCUCAAUUCAUAUCUGAACCAUGAUUAUCUUACUUUCUAAUUAAAGAACCAAGCUACCUAACUAA